GUGACGGUUAGCGGCGGGUGUUGAAGCAGUAACGGUAGCAGCGGCGGCGGCCUGGCGGGGCGAAAGGAAGGGUCUCGGUGCGAGGGAGGCGCUAUGGCGACCACUGUCACUACCCAGCGGGGCCCGGUAUAUGUUGGUGAGCUUCCUCAGGAUUUUCUUCGCAUCACCCCAACCCAGCAGCAACAGCAAAUCCAACUGGAUGCCCAGGCAGCUCAGCAGCUACAGUAUGGAGGACCAAUGGGUACAGUAGGCAGACUCAGCAUUACCAUUGUACAGGCAAAAUUGGCAAAGAACUACGGAAUGACCCGCAUGGAUCCGUAUUGUCGAAUACGGCUGGGCUACGCUGUGUAUGAAACGCCCACAGCACAUAACGGAGCCAAGAACCCUCGCUGGAACAAAGUUAUUCAGUGCACUGUUCCUCCGGGUGUGGAUUCCUUUUAUCUAGAGAUAUUUGAUGAGCGGGCCUUUUCAAUGGAUGACCGCAUUGCUUGGACGCACAUUACAAUUCCAGAGUCCCUGAAGCAAGGAAAUGUGGAGGAUGAAUGGUAUAGUCUGAGUGGAAGGCAAGGUGAUGACAAAGAAGGAAUGAUUAAUCUGGUUAUGUCAUACACGUCUUUGCCAGCUGCCAUGAUGAUGCAGCCCCAGCCAGUGGUCUUGAUGCCCACUGUGUACCAGCAAGGAGUUGGAUAUGUGCCUAUAGCAGGGCUUGAGUACUUUGCUCUGGGAAUGCCUACAGUCUGUAUUGCUGUAGCAGAGGACAGGACUGAGCCCUAAUGUACUCCGACAGCUAAUUGCACUCUUAGUACUUACUUCUGCAUUCCCACAGUUAUUCCAAAGGAUGAACGCAGACAGAAAGAUUUUAUACCUUGAAAAUUAAUGACGUGGUAAACAGUUAUUUGAGGCUGUCUUGUAUUUAAAAAAGCAGAAACCUGUGAUUUGUUUGUUAGACUUCUUUCUUUACACCUAAAUUUCAGCCAAAUUAUCAUUUUACAUUGGUGGAAAAGUUACUAUAAGAGUUUUUUUCAUUUAAUCUGAAAUAAACAUGAAAAGUAGCUUUGGGAAUCUUCAAAUGGUAUUUAAAGUUUUCCAGUGACUUGUUGGAUUAAGGUUGCUCUAAUUACUUCAAUAUUAUUUGAAGCAGGUGGGAAUAAAUUCUUUGUAGGAGAAGAUUUAACAUAUCUGAGUUAGUCUGAUCCUCAGAAGAGGUUGGAGGUUGCUGAUAUUUAUUGUUAGUAUCAUUUUUUUCAGACAUCAGAUCAUCUUGGAGCUGCAGAAUCUUGAAGUAGGCACCUGUUAAAACUGUUGGAUAAAUUCUGCGAUGUGUAUUUUUGUAGAUGGUGAAGUAAUGCACUUUAAAGUAGUAUGCACCAGUAUAUUUUAUCAGUGAUGUGCAAUGUUGCUGUUUUGUCUUUUUAAUGUUUGACUUCAAAUACUUUCUACAAUAGCCAUAGACUUUUAUAUUUUCAGGAGUUAGAAUGUACAUUUGAAAUGUAGGCUCUUGAGUGAUUCACGAGAACUUUAAAGCCAGGUUUGGAAUAAGGAAAAUAGACCCUUAUUCUCCUCUUCUCCACGCUUUGUUUCAUUUCCCACACGUAAGAUUUUUUUCUUAUCUGCUGAAAAGCUGAUUUUCCCGACUACAUUCAAGAAGCCUCUAAGUAGCCUUGGUAGAGUGUGAAUGUUUAUUUUUUUUAUGAUUGAAAGUGAUACUGAAACUUUUAAAAUACAGUACCAAAAAAUCAUCCCAGUUUCUGAUCUUCUAAAAUAAUCUUUUCAUAAUACGUGAUUUUAAGUUUUCUUUUGAAUCCCCUCCUGUCUUAAACUUCCCUUUGAAAGCGUGUCUUUAUACAUCUUUCUAUCUGCUUUCCAAUAAUGACAUUCAAGGCUAUAGUUUCUUGUUUUAUAUAUGGAGUCACCACACGUUUAGUUUCCAAAACAAACAAGGUGUUCAUCAAGAAAGUGGUCUUGUCCCUUCCCUACAGUAGUGUUAAAUUUUGUGAUUGAAUAGGUAUAGAGGCAUUUGGUCUUUAUUUUCAUAGCACAGUGAUUUGUGGCAUGUCACCCAAGAGGAUAAAUCUUGGUAAGGAUUUAGUGCUUAGAUACCACUUCCAGGAAGAGUCCCUUGCUCUAACUUUUACACAGAUAGCAUGAAUUGCUAGGGAUGGAAUAAUUCAGGGAAAAUGUACAUAUAUAAAUUUUUAUAUUAAAAUGUUGGGGUCCGUAAUAACAGCUUUUUAUAAAAGCAAGCGAUCAUGGUUGAACCUAACGGCUGGUAAAUUGUACUGCAUUCUAUUACAGCUGAAUUGCAAGCACAGAAUAAACACCCUGUUUCAAUCCUAACAUUCAGAAGGGGAAGCAAGAAGGUUAGGUUAGCCAGGUUCAUUCAUAAACUGACUUUCAGGCCUCUGGGAGAGUUGUAGCUCCUGUUCUUAACAGUUUCUUUUGUUUGUUUUAGGCAAAUGUUAUGCGAAGCAGUAGUUGUAUGAGUUGCAGAUGGGAAAUGUAGGAGCGGCAUGGCCAGUAGAUGGAUUUCGGCAUGUUACUCAAACAUAUUGUUCUGGGGAUUUUUGUCUUGAUUAAUUAUUAUAGCUGAAACUCUUAUGUCAAGAUGUGCUACUUGUUAAAAAGAACAAAACACUGAUCAUGAGCCUACUCAACUUUUCAGCAUUCGUAUCCUCUCAGUCAAGCUGCUUAUUGUUAGGUUUGGGUUGGAGAGACAUGAAAAAAGGCAGGGAGUAGUUAUUCGAGGGCCUGUAAAAUGAAGGCACUGGAACGGAAUGUCUUUUUCAUGAUUUAAAAAAAAAAAACAUUGUCACUCAUUACGAUUGUAGCUUUUGACAAAUUCUAACAGGGUGAUACUCUGAUACUGCUCUUCUCAACAGCUUCAAGCAGCCUGGAGCCAAAGCCAGCUGUAUAAGACUGGCAUCUGCUAAAAGUUAGUGCUUUAGAGUACUAGUUUGA
Molecule: messenger RNA, 2958 nt
Organism: Struthio camelus australis
Lineage: Eukaryota; Metazoa; Chordata; Aves; Struthioniformes; Struthionidae
Source: RefSeq, a predicted model, not a curated record